AUGAAAGAAAACGAAGAAGAAUGUAAUGAAAAGAAAGAAAAGGACAAAAUACGGAGAGGAGACGCAGAAGAAGAAGAGAAAGAAGGAAGAAAGGAAGAGGAAAGAAGGAAGGGAGGAAGGAACCUUCAAACUCUGCGCCAUGGACAGCGGACCAGAAACUUCAACAACUUGGUUAACACCAACGCCCCCAGUCAGCGCUUUGGCCGUAACGCCCUAUUCAGGGUCUUCUUUUUGGUUGAUAGCGUGAUCAGCUCCGAGAUCCUUGAGGAAUUGUACCUUAUCGCUUCAGCCCGUAGUAGCAAUGACUCUUGCGCCGACUGCUUUGACAAACUGCAGUGCAAAAACGCUGACUCCUCCGGUGCUCUCUCCGAGGCUGAUGAGGACGAGAUGACUUUGGAGAUUUUGAAACACUUGGCUAAUCGCACCGGCAAGACCGACCAGAUGUACAGAGGAUUGUACCGCAACACGUCCAAUAUCGUCAUGAUUGAAUACGAGAAAGACGUUGAAAGCAGCAAACAGGAGGACAUGCGUGGUGGCCUGGAAGAGGCCCUGCGCCUGGGUGAAACGCUUGCCGCGCUCAAAGAGGAUGACGCCUGGAAUUGCAAGGAUCAUGACUUUGAGGUGCCUCUUGGCUGUGGCUUUGUUGGUGUCCUUCGCCGGAAUCAGCAUUCUACUACAUCAACCCGCAUUUCUGGGCUGCUUCGGGACCGCAUCCACUCAAGAUCGGAAGUAUGCACGGGUCGAAUAGGCCAAGCAUCUUCAGGACUCGUCUCCUUAAACGAUGUGAUAGCUAUGAGGCCGAGCAGCACUGAGGUGGCCCACGGCUAUGGCUCCUCGCUGGUAUGGCACCGUUGGUUCGAGGAGCUGUAUAAAACAUGGACCCGCCUUGAGGGCCGACCGAAGAGUGCCAAGCGUCAAGCGUGA
Molecule: messenger RNA, 924 nt
Organism: Trichoderma atroviride IMI 206040
Lineage: Eukaryota; Fungi; Ascomycota; Sordariomycetes; Hypocreales; Hypocreaceae
Source: RefSeq, a predicted model, not a curated record